CUGAGCAACUCUGAAAAAAGCUAACAGUAGUUGCAGCUGACAGCUAUAUUUAUUUCAGAAUAUUUGGUGACAUGAGUAUUUGCAAUCUUGCUCAUAGCUGUCUCAUUGAGGGUCAGAUUCUGCUGUCCUUACUCAUAUCAAAUAAUUUCUUACAUUGCACGUGAUGUCAUUGAUUCAAUGUGGAGAAUGAUGGGAAAACCUGACCAUAGUGACUAAAAGCAACAGUUGCUUCUUUCAGUCUUUGACAGCUGUGAGAGCCACUCUUUUUUUUCCAAACCAUCCAUCCUAAAUUCCAACUGUAAGAGUAUGUACCUAUAUUUAGCUAGCGAGAUUAAGUUGCAGAGGCUUCAGGCAGGGCAAAGCACAUUGGUCUGCCUUUUUUACAGGCAGACCUUGGGGCAGACAGCAGCUAUAGCUUUCUGCUCCCUCCCCUUUCUCAACUAUUUGCGAAAUGGAUUCCCAAAGGGAACUCACUGAAGAGCUCAGGCUGUACCAAUCCACCCUUCUUCAGGAUGGCCUCAAGGAACUUCUUGAAGAGAAGAAAUUUAUAGAUUGCUCUCUAAAAGCUGGUGACAGAAGCCUGCCUUGCCACAGGUUGAUUCUGUCGGCGUGUAGCCCUUAUUUUCGUGAGUAUUUCUUAUCUGAGCAAAAUGAAGAGAAAAAGAAGGAGGUGGUUCUAGAUAACGUUGACCCCAACAUCCUGGAUAUGAUUGUCAAGUACCUCUAUUCAGCAAGUAUUGAUCUUAAUGAUUCUAACGUGCAAGAUAUUUUUGCUUUGGCCAGUCGCUUUCAGAUCCCUUCUGUAUUCACAGUGUGUGUCUCCUAUCUUCAGAAGAGGCUUGCUGUUGGUAACUGUCUGGCCAUCCUUCGAUUAGGUGUUAUGCUCGACUGCCCAAGACUUGCAUUUUCUGCCCGUGAUUUUGUUUCAGAUCAUUUUGUGCAGAUCUGCAAAGAAGAGGAUUUCAUGCAGCUUGCCCCACAUGAACUUAUCUCAGUUAUUUCACCUGACAGCUUAAACAUAGAGAAGGAAGAACUGGUAUUUGAAGCAGUGAUGAGAUGGGUCCGAAUAGACAAAGAGAACAGAGUUAAGAGCCUGGGGGAAAUUUUUGACUGCAUACGUUUUCGUCUUAUGCCAGAAAAAUAUUUCAAAGAACAUGUAGAGAAGGAUGAUAUAAUUAAAAGCAACUCAGAUCUUCAGAAAAAAAUAAAGAUUAUUAAAGAUGCUUUUGCUGGAAAACUGCCCGACUCUAGCAAGAGUACAGAAAAGUCAACCAAAGGGGAAGUGAAUGGCGAUGUAGGAGAUGAAGAUUUACUGCCUGGCUACCUGAAUGACCUUCCCAGGCAUGGCAUGUUUGUCAAAGACCUAAUUCUUCUGGUUAAUGACACUGCUGCAGUAGCUUAUGAUCCUCUUGAAAACGAAUGCUACCUAGCAGCUCUGGCAGAACAGAUUCCCAGAAAUCAUUCCAGUAUAGUCACCAAACAUAAUCAGGUCUACGUUGUUGGAGGACUGUAUGUGGAAGAGGAGAACAAGGAUCAGCCUUUCCAGUCAUACUUCUUCCAGCUGGAUAACAUCGCUGGGGAGUGGGUUGCCCUUCCUCCACUGCCAUCAGCCAGGUGUCUCUUUGGGCUGGGAGAAUCAGACAACAAGAUCUAUGUAAUUGCAGGCAAGGACCUUCGCACUGAGGAGUCUCUAGAUUCAGUACUGUGCUAUGAUCCUGAAGCAAUGAAAUGGAGUGAGAUCAAAAAGCUACCCCUCAAAGUAUAUGGCCAUGCUACUAUUUCAAACAAUGGACUGAUAUAUUGUCUUGGUGGAAAAACUGAUGAUAAGAAAUGUACUAAUAGAGUAUUUGUAUACAAUCCCAAGAAAGGAGACUGGAGAGACCUGGCUCCAAUGAAAGUGGCUCGCUCAAUGUUUGGAACAGCUAUUCAUAAGGGCAAGAUUGUCAUUGCAGGUGGUGUCACUGAAGAAGGCCUUACUGCAUCUGUUGAAGCUUUUGAUCUGACCACCAAUAAGUGGGAGAUUAUGCCUGAAUUUCCCCAAGAGAGAAGUUCCAUCAGUUUAGUCACCUUAAGUGGAGCUUUGUAUGCUAUUGGAGGCUUUGCAAUGAUUCAGCUUGAAUCCAAAGAAUUUGCACCCAAUGAAGUAACUGACAUAUGGAAGUAUGAUGACGAAAAGAAGGAAUGGACUGGCAUCUUGAAAGAGAUCCGCUAUGCUACUGGAGCCUCCUGCCUGGCUACACGCUUAAACCUCUUCAAAUUAUCAAAACUGUAAACAAAAUGCUGGAAAAUGUCAUAUGGUGAGGGAGUUUCAAUAGGCUCUUCUGGUUUUGUUGCAUGAAAGUGUCCCCACAUUAUAGCAGCAUACUAGUUCUAUUGUUAACCAGUCUGUCCAAGUCUUAAGAUAUUUACUAGCUAACCAACAACUGAAUUUUUGCCAGCAUUUAAAAUCCUAAAGAAUCCUAAGUAAUGCUGUUUGGAAUAAAUGAAGAUUUCAGAGAGUACUCCAAUUUUGAGUCUGUGAUACUGCCUGUAAAAGUAGUUAGACUUCCUUACACUCAGACAAUCCAGGAUAUUGAUGCCUUAUCCUCCAAAUAAUGCCCAUGAAUUUAUUGUUCAGUUAAAUACAACUAGUAAGUAGCUAACUUUACUCUAACUGGCUGUUUGUACAGCCUGAUUUCCCUCUUCAGCAAUGUAUGUAAAUCUUGCAUUCCCCAAUCAUAUCUUGACAAGAUUUUCAUUAGAGCCUUCUAAAAGUAAUUUAGUCUAAAAUUGAGGUGCAUAUUAAAAAUGACAGCAGCAUAAUACUAUGUGGCCCAAGAAAUGCUAGGCUCGGCCAAAGCUGUGUAAGCCAGACAUGAAGAAAGAGAGAAAAGUUCACAAGAUUAACAGCCUCACCGUUUCACCUGCUAUGUUUAGGCUUCUGGUAACAAGGAUUUUCCACUUUUUUAUGCUUUUAUAUUUAUUUCCAAAGCAAGUAUUUUAUGGAAGUUUUUCUCAGAGAUCUGAGGCCAUUAACAAACACUCAUUAAAAAGUCUCAGAAGAACGGAUCACCAGCAAAUACCUACAGCAGAGAAGACAUCUCCAUCUAGGAAAAAAAGCUGAUGCAUUUUGAUGUUGAAAAUUUUAACAAUUAAACUUUUGUUUUUAAAACCAUAGAAGUAUCAU
Molecule: messenger RNA, 3166 nt
Organism: Dryobates pubescens (Downy woodpecker)
Lineage: Eukaryota; Metazoa; Chordata; Aves; Piciformes; Picidae
Gene: KLHL41
Product: kelch like family member 41
Exons: 6
Coding region: 452-2272 (606 amino acids)
Molecular function (GO): protein binding
Source: RefSeq, a predicted model, not a curated record